Molecule: messenger RNA, 1269 nt
Organism: Cornus florida
Lineage: Eukaryota; Viridiplantae; Streptophyta; Magnoliopsida; Cornales; Cornaceae
Exons: 3
Coding region: 218-1030 (270 amino acids)
Source: RefSeq, a predicted model, not a curated record
AUCUGUGAGUAUAAGUGGAUCAAUGUUCUUCUCUUUGCUUGCUUGAUGACGUGAAAGAUUGAAAUAAUGAGCUUAAAAGUCAAAUUUGGAAAUUGUUUGCUUUUGUAUUUCUAGUGGGUAUUAGUUUAAAUGCGUGUUCGUUGCUCUUUUUAUGGAGAUGUGGUAACCGAGUUCAUAUUGGUAUAUACAAAAAUCCUCAUUGCUGGACGCAGAAUCUAUGUUCAAUAAUGAAGUGCCAUUCGCCUUCGACACGCUGCAUGAAUUCUCCGCAGUCGACGGCUUUGUGGAGUUAACUGAAUGUUUGGCGGAGAUUAUGAAGUACGUGGCAAAUGAACCCUCGGUGGGUCUCUUCUAUGUUCAGCAGCACAAUGUCAAUGCAGUGCCCAACCUCAUAAAUCUCAAGAAUAAUACUGUGGGGAAGUCACAGGCGAUGGCUCUGCAUACAGAAGAUCUGGAGGAUUCUAUCACUAUGGUGAGUUCAAUGAAAGAAUGUAAUCCCAUUGCUGAUGAGAUGAUUAGAGACAUUAAACGAUCUCUUAGUAUCAUGUCAACCAGACAGCCAAAAAGAGGGUUAAUCCGUAACCCAAGUUCAGGUUUUCAAAUGGGGAAAACCAACUCGUGGGGUUCAGCUAAUUGGGGUCGUGAUGCAGUUUAUAUGCAGCAUGACGGUGAAAGAAACGGUAGUUAUUUGUCUACGGUUUUAAGCUCAGCAAAACAAAGAGCCAUCAAUUUCAAGUGGCCUCAAUUUGAAUUUAAAGAAAUAAAACAAGCCAAUAGUGAGAAGCUUAUGUCCUAUCCUAGCCGACCACCAACAGUUGCAGCUGCCAGCACCACUUUGACUAUGCUUGAAACAGAAGCUGAUGAAUUGCCCCUGUCAAGUCCGACUGCAGAUGAGCUACAAGGAGAAGAAUUACCACUUGAUGGAAGCUUGUUAAGUUACAAAUUACACUCAUCUUCAGAAAACUAUGAUGAAGUCAGGACUGAUCGGGAGAGAAAACUGGAGGAGUGGUUGGAAGGGACUGGCAAUUAGGAUGGUUGCAUGUGAAAAACUGAUGCAUAAGGGCUUCAACUUGACAGGACAUUGGAUGCUGGAGAAGUUUUAGCUUGUAAAUGACGUUGUUGUAUAAUUAUGCUUGAAUAUCACAGAACACCAAGAUAUCAUGAUACUAAAAAUAUUUAUUUUAUUACUGUUCACCGUGAAAAUUGCCUGUAUACUAUUGUAUUUACUGUUUUUAUAAGAGAAAAUUGCCUGCAGAUUCAUGUUUUCAA